This is a messenger RNA of Harpegnathos saltator (Jerdon's jumping ant), 704 nucleotides long. Its product is annotated as MKRN2 opposite strand protein. Lineage: Eukaryota; Metazoa; Arthropoda; Insecta; Hymenoptera; Formicidae. The transcript has a single exon. The record is from RefSeq and is a predicted model, not a curated record. Bases 41 to 655 code for a protein of 204 amino acids.
GCGUGCACAUCGCGAGUUAACCUCCCUCGUCAUUCUCGCCAUGGACAACGAUCCGGGCAUAAUGUGUUUUCGUCAUUGCCCGGCGAAGAGCGUAUUUUGCAGGAACGUGCCCGCGACGUGUCCGGUUUGCUCAUCGCAUAUCCACGAUUUCUUCAUAAUCCCGUUUCGCGUUCCGUAUCCACUCACGAACGCUGGUCACAAUCCGACCAGUGUCGUUAUUCGACCGGCUCGCGGUAGCUUUCUCGAGGAUUAUAAUGCAGCGCAAGACUUGCAUAUUGGAAUAGUCGAUUCCACGAGUAACAUUGUCGAAUUCGAUAGGAACGGUUUGAUAGUGAAUAACGUGAUGAAAUGGACCGAUUGCGUUGCGUUUAAAGUUGUGCCGGUUGCCUGGACUGUUCAAUGGGAUAAUACAUUAUCAUCUAUGUUGAGAGAUCCCAAAUGGAAAUCUGCUAACUAUAAUGAAAUCUCUAUGAAUUGCUUUGAUUUUGUUUUGGAAUUUUUUAACAUUCUUAGCUAUGAGGAUUUGAAAUUUACGAGUAAGGAAGAUUUAUGCAGAAGGUUGAUAUUGUCAAAAAUUCAAAACGUAAUUAAAUAUAGUUCAUUGUACAAGGUCUUAAAAAAUCAAGAAUAUGUGAUAUCAAAUAAGUAUGUUUGACAUAUUUUUUGUUUAUUUCUGUGUCCUUAGUAUAUACAUUAUUUGUAAU